GGCAGAAGCACAAGGAAGCGGAGAUCAAGUGUGAAAGUCCGUUAUGCAGGCAGAAGAAAACUUCAGAAGUUCCCGUUCGAAAAUGAGGUCGGUCCAGACCACUGAGAAGAGACUGCCUGACGGGGCAGAGGGAGACAUGUUCCUGUUGACCGGGAGCAAGGGGCCUCAAAGCAACGGAAGGAGGAAAAUCUACCAGAAAAUCCAUCAGUAUGAGCUGAAGGACAAGAGGAAGGCGGUAAGGGCAUAUAAGGCUGGAGAAGACCGGGCCAUCCUGCUGGGCCUCACUAUGGUCAUCUGUGCCGCCCUGAUGUACUUUAUCCUCGGGGUCACAGUGGUGCGUCCAUACUUAGACAGCGUCUGGACGGAGGAGUCCAUUUGCACCGUUCUCAACUCCACAGUGAUAGCGGAGAUGAACUGCAGCUACAGCUGUGGCAUUGACUGCCGAGGGGUCGCCAGGUACCCCUGCCUGCAGGUGUUCGUCAGGAUCAACGCCUCUGGGAGGAUCGCCCGACUGUCCCAGAACGAGGAUUCACAAGAGCUGAGCUCACAGUGUUUCUACAUGCCAAAGUGCAGCAGGGACCAGACAACGGCGCGGGUGGUGAUCGGGAAUAUCACCGAGCGCCUUAGGGUCCUUCAGCGGCUGCCCUGCUUUCACGACCCCAGCGAGCAGCAGGAAAACGUCCUGCUCACACGGCAGCAUGGAGACGCCAGCGCGCUACAGUCACUCCUCUGGCCCUCCUGCGUGCUGACCAUAGGACUCAUCAUCGUGCUCAUGGUCAAGCUCACGCAGUAUCUGUCUACGCUCUGUGACAAUAUCAGCAGGGACAAGAGGUGAGGGCGCCCUCUAGUGGCAGGGAGGAUCGUCAGGAUCGUCACCUAAAAACUUUUAAAGGAAUCUCCUUAAAUCGUGCUGCUUUAAUCUAUUACCUUCUCCUCCUGUGAAUGAGCAAUCAUCUGCAUGGAUGACCCAGAGGAUCUCACUCAGCGUCCAACAGGGGGCAUCAAAUCACUAUGUCAGCCAAUUCUGAUCUGCACACAUAACAAGCACAAGUCCUGUUUGGAAGCUAAACAGCGAUACGUGGGAUACAAUAAGCAGACUAUGGCCUACAGAAGUUGUUGGACAGUCACGCAAAUCUAUCACAGUUGGGGCAAGAAGGUAAACCGCUUUACCCGAAGAUGUAAGCGCCUGUUCGACAGUUUCUAACACCACGUCUGUCUGGAGUAAGGAUCAGCUAUCACUGUAUGGCUUGGUAGCGUAAGCUAAGUUUCGGGAGAAGAGCAUUUCACGCUGUGCUGUCAAGCUCUUCAAAAGGAGCAUGAAGCUUCGCCAAGCACUCAGAAUGGUGAUGUGCGGUGGUGUCGAAUGAGGACACUGACUGGAGAGACGUGUCUUGAAAGAAACGCGCGAUAUUUGAUGACCCCUCACAGAUUAAUCAUCAUCGGAAAAUGUGGCUUUUCUGGACGCCGAGGCGCAGCUGUAAUGGCGCUGAUGUUCUCUGCGGUGUUCUUCAGAUGCCGUGGCGUUGAGACAUGGAUGGAACGAAAAUGGUAUGAGAAGAGAACAAGCUUCGGUGGCGGGAAGACCGGAAGUACGUGCGCGGCCUGCGAUGAUGAAGAGUAUAACCGUUUAAAUAUUCGUCGCUGUCCGAUGAAAAACACGUAUCUCCGAAAAUCUAAUAUUGCAGGAGCGUGAAAAAAGGCAUUUUCUCAGAAAGUGCUUCACAAAAUAAGCCUAGAACAAAGUAAUAAUACACCCUUGGCAGCACAAAUAGAAUCCGAUCUUUACAGAAUCGUCGGUGAAUGGUUUAAUGUUUUAAAUGUAUCACAUGGAUUACUGUCAGCAUGGCUGAUAUGUAGGUGUCAUCAAGAUGCAAACUACUCCUGCUUUAUAUUCAUAAUUAACAAUGAUGUUAGUUAGCUUGCUAUCUAGCUGUCAGUGUUAAGUUGUUAAAAUCAAUGAUAUAAAGUAAUCCAUACAGAUCAUCUUGAGUACGAGGGGGCAGCACGUGACUCAGCAGGCUAAGCCUGUGAUCGGAUGGUUGCCGGUUCGAGUGCAUUUUUGGCAGAAUCGUCACUUCUCUGGGCCCUUGAACAAGGCCCUUAACCCCCAGCUCCAUGGGCGUCCCUAUGGGUGGCUGCCCAUCGCUGCCCAGCUUACUGUCACCCUCAUAAGUGUCUGUGUGUCACGGAGAGCAAGGUGGAGUAGGUGAAAAGAGAAUUUACACACAAGGGGUCAAUGAAGUGCUAUUAACAUGUAACAAAUGUAAACUAGCACCAACAGAAAUACUAGUUAAGUAGAUGACUUCGUAUAUCAUCAUCAUACUUCAUACAGACAAAACAUCUAUUCGUUGGUCAAUUUCGAUGUUAAAUGCGCAAAUCAGAGGAGAAUCAACAUUUCGUCUAUAUCAAAUUUGUCAAAAAAGUGGACAUACGUGGUUUUCAUCAGAUAGCAACACAGUGUCAAAAUAUAAGGAGGUUGUUAGCUAUAUCGCAUAUAUUGAUGACAUGAUUUGUUUGUCCCUGAGGGACUUUUCUGCAGCAGUCUGGGCACAAAUACCAAGCUUAACAACAAUACAAAAGUCACACAAUAAAUACGCAUAUUAUACCUAUACAACUAUAGACAAUUUUUCAUAUAUAAAUAAUGGCUCAGUGGGCAAAACCUCUGUGCCGGUAAUCAGAGGGCUGCAGAUUUGAGCCUGGACACGUCUGCGGGUCCUUCAGCGAGGCCCUUAACUCCCAGCUCCCUGGGUGCUGCUGUGGGUGGCUGCCAUUCACAGCCAGCUUACUCUCAGCUACGGAGCAAGUUUGGGGAGGCCUAAAGAGAAUUUCCCCACGGCGAUCAAUAAAGUAUCAGUUAUUAUAUUUGUUAUAUACGUCAGCUCUUGAUAGGUACAAUGAAAUACAUGAAAAACUGCAGUGCAAAGUAUAAUUAUAAUCUUUUUAAAUACAUAAAGAUGGUCUAAUGCUGGAGGAGAAUGAAUCUAAUGCAGAUGCUGGAGGAGAAAAUAUAAACGAGUGUGUCAGGUAUCAACUACAUUACUAAAAUGCCAUUGUAUCAUUUUAUAAAAUUUUUACUUUUUGUAUAUUUUUUUCUUCAUCCGCUAAGUUCAGCCGGUAGAAAAUAAAACCAGUUUGUGGUGUUUGCAUA
Molecule: messenger RNA, 3148 nt
Organism: Brienomyrus brachyistius
Lineage: Eukaryota; Metazoa; Chordata; Actinopteri; Osteoglossiformes; Mormyridae
Product: calcium-activated potassium channel subunit beta-2-like
Exons: 5
Coding region: 44-835 (263 amino acids)
Biological process (GO): potassium ion transport; detection of calcium ion
Cellular component (GO): membrane; voltage-gated potassium channel complex
Molecular function (GO): calcium-activated potassium channel activity; potassium channel regulator activity
Source: RefSeq, a predicted model, not a curated record